Podospora bellae-mahoneyi is the source of this 384-nucleotide messenger RNA. RefSeq lists its product as uncharacterized. The transcript has 3 exons. Bases 1 to 384 code for a protein of 127 amino acids. Lineage: Eukaryota; Fungi; Ascomycota; Sordariomycetes; Sordariales; Podosporaceae. The record is from RefSeq and is a predicted model, not a curated record.
AUGGGUAGACCAGGAGGAUAUUCGACCUGCACAGAUGACAAAGUUUGGCAGUGGCGAAAGGAACUUGAGGGGCAACUCAAGUCCUCGCACAAGGAAACCGACAAGCUCCGCCGUUUCGACUACUACAUAUUCCCACCAACUACAUGGAAUCGAAUAGGGCCUCGACGCCACCGCGGUAUAUCUAUACAGAAAAGUAUACGCCUUGAUCGCGUCAAACAAUCCCGUAUGCAGAAACGUGAUCAAGAUUCGGUUGGCUACAUGCCUCUCCCUCCGCAUGUCGACAGUCUUUUGUUGUGUCAGGAAAGCGCCCAAAUGGCCAAUUCAACACUGGGAAGCGUGCGAGGUGUCACAGACAAACUUGGGUAUUGUUUGGAGUCUAUAUAA